Scatophagus argus is the source of this 1062-nucleotide messenger RNA. RefSeq lists its product as uncharacterized. The coding region runs from base 253 to 873 and encodes 206 amino acids. The transcript has 4 exons. The record is from RefSeq and is a predicted model, not a curated record. NCBI's taxonomy places the organism in Eukaryota, Metazoa, Chordata, Actinopteri, Scatophagidae.
CCUCUCCUCAUCCCACUAUCCUUCACUACUCUUGAGUUCCAGACCGCCUUGGGGAACAUCUGAGACACGUCAGCAUACUAGAGGGUCAACAUAUUCGGAUUCAGCUCUUCAUAACUCUUGAGCUUUUUAGAAGCCAUUGUCUGCAGCCAUAGAUCUGGUAUGUUGAUCAGAUCUGGUUCUUGGGUCUCAAGCUUUAGGAUCUAAUAUUUAGGCCUGCAGGAAGGGAACCUCCACUUGAUUAAGUCCUGGAGUAUGAAGGUGAGCCAAGUGCUGCAGCUGUCCAUUUUGGUGGUGGGACUCUGUCAGGCCCACCGUGCCCCACCACCAGCUGAUCCUUCCACAUCACAGGAGGAAGGUGAAGUCACUGUCUCCCAGCUGAGGAUGCUCUCUCUGGGACUGGCUCACCUGCUGCAGGGGUUGGAUGAGAAUGCCAAGCGUCUGGAGCAGCAGGGAGACCUGGUGGAAGAAGAGCUGGACAAGGUCACAAGGAGUCUGGAGAGCCUUUGCAAGCACAGUUUACAGGCAAGACGAACUCACAGGCAGGUGAGGAAGGACCUGCAGAUACUGAGUGCCAGGGGGGACAGGCUGUGGGGGGCUGUCAGAGAUCUGCAGGAAGGGCUGGAGGAUCUGGAGACUGAGCAGGGAGCUACGCAGCACCGAAUAAACCGGAUCCUCCAGAGGCUGAAGGGUCUGACUGAGCCAAGCCUGGAGGGUCAGCUCGAUGUCAGCUCUGUGAAGGUUAUCAUUGAUAAACAGGCCCGACGGCUCGCCAGUUUGACCUCAGAGGUUUCAGCCCGAGACAGACUGAUUGACAGACGCUGGCAGUAUAUUGAUCGCCUGGAGAAAGAAGUACAUAACAACACAAGUAUCUGAGAGGCUCCCAGCAGCAUGUAGGGCAGAUUCCGACUCCAGCUUUGUCUGAUGAGCACAGCUGCAUCAACAGGAACUCUGAAGCAAUCCACCCUCAGUGAGGAUGGCUUUGUAAAGCGGACAAAAUGAACUUAUCUGAAACUGACAAAAGCAUGUGUCAAAAUCAACAAGUGUGCAGCCUAAUUUAGAUUG